AACAGCAGCACGCAGUAGUAGGAAAGGCAACACGAAAGCAAGCAUAAUACUACUUAGUUACGUGCCUACGUACGUAAACAGAUUAGAUAAGAAGUAAUUAAUUAAUUAAUUAUGUCGAGGGAGAGGGAUCCGCUGGUGGUAGGGCGGGUGAUAGGGGAUGUUUUGGAGGAUUUCACGAUGAGGAUCCCGCUGAGGGUGAGCUACGUGAACAACAGGGAGGUGUACAAUGGGUCUGAGCUCAAACCUUCUCAGGUUGCCAACCAACCCCAGGUCCACAUUGGCGGGGACGACCUCCGCACCUUCUACACUCUGGUUAUGGUGGACCCGGAUGCGCCAAGCCCCAGUGACCCUAACUUGAGGGAAUACUUACACUGGCUGGUGACAGACAUUCCUGCCACUACUGGGGCAACCUUUGGGCAAGAAGUGGUGUGCUACGAGAGCCCUCGGCCGUGGGUGGGGAUUCACCGCUUCGUAUUUGUACUGUUCCGGCAACUGGGCCGCCAGACGGUUUACGCGCCCGGUUGGCGCCAGAACUUCAACACCAGAGACUUCGCGGAGCUCUACAAUCUGGGCCUGCCCGCCGCUGCCGUCUACUUUAACUGCCAGAGGGAGACCGGCUCCGGGGGAAGGCGAAUAUGAUCCAUCCAUCCUUCGUACCCAUGCAUUCGCCUCCUUUCGCCGGCCGGCCAGCCUAGACCACACGAAAAAAAUAAUAAUAAUAAAACAGGAAUAACAAUGUUGUCCUCGAUCUCCCGCAAGCCAGGCGGGAAGGCAGCUGUUAGUUAAACCCCGGGCCCGGGGGUUACUUAAUAAUUAGUCAGACGUGAAGACGCAUACCGAAAAGGUUACUAGCUACAUAUACUUGUCCUCUCCUACAAAGAUAUCAAUAGUCAUAGUGUAAUCAUAUUAAUAAUAAUAAUAUUAUUAUUAUUAUUAUAUAAAAUAAAAUAAAAAAAUCAGA
This is a messenger RNA of Linum trigynum, 961 nucleotides long. The record is from the annotation of a GenBank genome assembly. Lineage: Eukaryota; Viridiplantae; Streptophyta; Magnoliopsida; Malpighiales; Linaceae.